CACAACCUUCUGCUUCGACACAGCCAGGGAGGACGGACGAUUAAUCCUGAUCACAAGAACUCAAAUCAGCUCUGAGAGAUAACAAUUUUGUGACUGCAGAUAUUUUUGAUUCUGCUCAACUUAUCGAGAGAAUGACAAACAUGUCAGGGAGAGCUUUUUUCCUCUUCUUUGCAGCACAGGUGUUCACACUGGCCCUGUCCCAGGUGUGUCCUCGGAGGUGCCAGUGCCCCAAGGAGCCCCCUAUGUGUCCCCCUGGGGUGCCCCUCAUCCUGGAUGACUGCAUCUGCUGCCUAGUGUGUGCCCGUCAGAAGGGGCAGGUGUGCUCUGAGAUGAAUCCCUGUGACACACGUAAAGGUCUGCAGUGUGAAUACAGCACAGACAUCCACAAAAGGACAGGCAUCUGUGUGGCUCAGGAGAGAAACGUGUGUGUUCUGGAUGGUUCCAUCUAUCAAAACGGUCAGAUCUUCUUCCCCUCCUGCAAGUACCAGUGCAUGUGCCGAGAUGGGCAGAUCGCCUGUGUGCCACGAUGCAAUGUGGAUGUGAUGUUGCCAGGGCCAGACUGCCCCAUGCCACGCAGGGUGCAGGUGCCGGGGGAGUGCUGCGAGAAAUGGGUGUGUGAGCCCCAGGCUGAGGCCAGUGCUCUGGGCGGCUUUGCAAUGGCUGCCUAUCGUCAGGAGGAAAGCGUGAGCUUCGACAACUGGGACUCCAGUCUGAACUGUAUUGAGCAAACCACAGAAUGGGGCGCCUGCUCCCAAACCUGCGGCAUGGGGUUGUCCACCAGGGUCACCAAUAAGAACAGUCGGUGUGAAAUGGUGAAACAGAGCCGACUGUGUAUGAUCCGACCUUGUGACGAUCAGCUUGAUCAGACUCAGCUGACUCAGCUUACACCAAAGAGAGGAAGCAAGUGUCAGAGGAUGGUGAGGAGUGAAAAAGCCAUCCACCUUUCCUAUAAGAACUGCACCAGUGUCCAGGCCUACAAGCCUCGCUACUGCGGCACCUGCACGGACAGUCGCUGCUGCACCCCCCACAGAACCAAGACUGUCCUAGUGGAGUUUAAAUGUGAUGGUAAAACUGCCAGGAGGCCAGUGAUGGCCAUCCUGACCUGCGCCUGCCACAGCCACUGCCCUCGAGAAAACGCUGUAUGGCCGCCAUCAGAGCUGGGAUACAGUGGCAUGAGGUUAUAGACCAGAAAAUAACUGAAAAUCUGGUUAUCAAGAACAGAAAGCUAAGGUUGAAAUAGAUGACUGUUUCUGUAAAUCCAAGAGAACAUGAGUUACAUUAACUCUGAAUUUUAUGAUUAUGAAAAGUACAAUCUAAUGGCUUUAAUUCACAGCACAUUGACCAGGCAAUAGAUUCAAUCUGCUCUUCUGGGUCAGAAUGUCGAGUGUAUUUUAUGUAAUAGGAAUCCUCUUUCGAGGUUAAGAAAUAGAGAAUAAUAGCUCUGUAUGUCUCUCCUGGAGAGGGAUUUUAUUAUGUAACAUCCUGUGGACAAAUAUGUGUCAUCUGCAGUAUUUUGGUAGACAUUAAGCACUUAAUCCUUGCUUUACAUAGAUCUCUUCUUCUUUGGAGAUCAUGUAGAAAAUACCAAACAUUCAAUAGUGACUUGUGUUGUUUGAAGAUGCUCUUACUUUGAGGAUAUUAAGGUUACUUAGUAUGGUCUAAGUUGUAAGAAGGUGCAUAGCCAACGGUUAGCUCGAACCUAAAGUAGUGCCAUAGUUCAGUAUAGGCUUCUACUGGGAUGGUUUCAUUGCUGGUUAUAUUUGCUAAUCAGGAAUCAUCAUGAUUUUCGUAAGACACAAGUAAUCACAGUGAGUUUUGCUCAGUUUAAAUUUUAGGCUUUAUCUAAGUGACAUGCAGUAAUCUUCUCUUAACUUUCACUGACACAGCCAUGGAAAUCUUUCAACUAUAGGACACAUUUUUGAAAUAGCUGGACUAUGUACUCUGACCUCCAACAAACAAAAGGCUCAGUCUAUGAAAGAGAGGUUGCUGUGGUGACUUUAUGUCAUUUCUGACAUCUGCCUGAAAGCUUGCCUUGUAGUAAAACGCAGGUCUCUUGCCAUCAGAUGGAUGAUUUUUAAGUUUAAAAGUGCACAUGAAGCUAUUUUAUAAUGACAAAAGUUUUGUAAAUACUUGCUGUAUAUUAUGACAGUGUGUAUCUAAUACACAACUUAGAUUAGUAUCAGUGUAAACAUGAAUAUGUAUAUUGGAAUGUGGUAUCGUUUUGCUUACUACUUGAAUUACACUCAGUCUGUUUGUGUCUGUAUCUGUGUUUGGAUUAUACUGCAAUGCACAGCCUUUGAAAAUAAAGCUGUA
Molecule: messenger RNA, 2313 nt
Organism: Cheilinus undulatus (humphead wrasse)
Lineage: Eukaryota; Metazoa; Chordata; Actinopteri; Labriformes; Labridae
Product: CCN family member 3-like
Exons: 5
Coding region: 132-1184 (350 amino acids)
Biological process (GO): signal transduction; cell adhesion
Cellular component (GO): extracellular matrix; extracellular region
Molecular function (GO): heparin binding; integrin binding
Source: RefSeq, a predicted model, not a curated record